This is a messenger RNA of Mesorhabditis spiculigera, 1626 nucleotides long. NCBI's taxonomy places the organism in Eukaryota, Metazoa, Nematoda, Chromadorea, Rhabditida, Rhabditidae. The record is from the annotation of a GenBank genome assembly.
AUGGUGCGGAUACGCUUCAGCAUGAGGGGUCUUCGCGAUCGUCUGCGCCUGGCGGGCGCCUCGGCGUUUUGCCGCGAGAAUGCGCUGCUGUCGAUGACAAUCAUGGCCGUCAUACUUGGCGUCGGCUUCGGCUUCGGGCUGCGACCGUUGAACUUGGACCCGAAGAUCCUGCAGCUGAUCAACUUCCCCGGCGAGAUCUUCAUGCAGGUGUUGAAAAUGAUGAUUCUGCCGCUGAUCUUCUCUUCAUUGAUUUCCGCACUGGCCCAAAUGGAUGCGAAAGAAUCGGGCCAAAUGGGUCUCUGCACGCUGCUCUACUACCUGGCCACCGCCGUACUGGCCACUAUGCUCGGGAUCGUUCUGGUGCUCACCAUCCACCCGGGCGACCCGGACGGAAUCCCCGAAAUUGAAGCAGCCCAUGAUAACUCGACGAAUGUGUCGCCGCUUGACACUUUCCUGGAUUUGGUCAGAAACAUGUUCCCCCAAAAUAUCAUCCAGGCCUCGUUUCAACGAAUUCAGACGCAGGAAAACCCGUUCAACGCCUCGGUAACGCACAGAAAGUCUAAAAAGCUGGUGACGCGCACGCCGGGGAUGAACAUUCUGGGAAUCAUCGUUUUCUGCACCGGUUUUGGCAUUAUGAUUUCACAGCUCGGGGAGCGCGCGCGGAUCGUUGUCGAUUUUUUCGUCAUCCUCGACGCCGUCAUUAUGAAAUGGGUGGAGACGUUAAUGUGGUUCGCCCCGCUCGGGAUUACGUGUCUGAUUUGUGGAAACCUGCUCGAGCUCGACGAUCUGAGCGACACGGCGGCGGUACUGAUGAUGUACGUGGCGACGGUGAUGGCUGGCUUCAUCCUGCACACCGUCAUCAUCAUGCCCACCCUCUACUUCUUGGUCACAAGAAAGAACCCGUUGGCCAUUGUCCGGGGCAUGCUGCAGGCCAUCGUCACCGCCUUCGGCACGGCUAGCGGGGGCGCCACGCUGCCAAUGUCGAUGCAGUGUCUCGAGGACAAUUGCGGAAUCGACCGUCGGAUCACGCGUUUUGUGCUCCCACUCGGCAGUACGAUCAAUAUGGAUGGGAAUGCCCUGUACGAAGCGGUGGCCGUCAUCUUCAUCGCGCAGCUCAACAACAAGGAGCUCAGUUUUGCCGAGGUGAUCACGGUCAGUAUCACGGCCACCGUAGCGUCGAUCGGUUUGGGUUCGGUGCCGGCCGGGCUCGUCUCCAUUCUCCUCAUCUUGAACACGGUCGGGCUGCCGGCCAAGGACGUUUCCCUGCUAAUUACGGUGGAUUGGCUACUGGAUCGUGUCCGGACUGCGGUCAACGUAAUUGGAGAUGGAUUUGCGUCGGGUGUUGUGGCGCACUUGCUACGGACCCGACUCGAAAAAUCGGACAAUCGCAACGAGUUUCGCGCCGGCAUCAAGGAGGAGAUUGAGCUCCUCAAGUCCGCCGCGCAAAGCCAGCAGCCAAGCCGGCGCUCGAGCGCGUGGAGCGAAUUUUCCGGCAAUGCGUACUUCCCGGCCAAGUCGUCGUUCUCGGGGUUGCCGUCAAGGGUCGUCUCCAGAAGGCCGUCAACGAUCGAACAGCUGAGGUGGAGAAGCCCGUUGCUCUACCCGCCACUUCGCAAUGAAAUGAUC